Messenger RNA from Solanum tuberosum (potato), 679 nucleotides. Its product is annotated as ubiquitin-60S ribosomal protein L40. The record is from RefSeq and is a predicted model, not a curated record. Bases 81 to 467 code for a protein of 128 amino acids. The transcript is spliced from 5 exons. Gene Ontology annotation, biological process: translation. Gene Ontology annotation, cellular component: ribosome. Gene Ontology annotation, molecular function: structural constituent of ribosome; protein binding. NCBI's taxonomy places the organism in Eukaryota, Viridiplantae, Streptophyta, Magnoliopsida, Solanales, Solanaceae.
GAACGGGUUUCAGUCACCACUAAACCCUACAUAUAAAUUUCUGUCAUACAUUGAGGAGAAGGUGAAGGAAGAAGGCGAAAAUGCAGAUAUUCGUGAAAACUCUGACCGGUAAAACGAUUACGCUGGAAGUUGAAUCCAGCGAUACCAUCGACAAUGUUAAAGCCAAGAUACAGGACAAGGAAGGAAUUCCACCAGACCAGCAAAGGCUGAUUUUUGCUGGUAAGCAGCUUGAGGAUGGCCGCACCUUGGCUGACUACAACAUCCAGAAAGAAUCAACUUUACAUCUGGUGCUGAGGCUUCGUGGUGGAAUCAUUGAGCCAUCUUUGAUGGCUUUGGCUAGGAAAUACAAUCAGGAGAAGAUGAUAUGCCGCAAGUGCUAUGCUCGGUUGCAUCCUCGUGCUGUCAACUGCCGCAAGAAGAAGUGUGGACACAGCAACCAGCUGAGGCCUAAGAAGAAGAUUAAGUAGAUACUGAUUCUAAUUGCUGCCGACUUGUAGUUGCUUGGAUUUUCUUAUCAAAAAAUAUUCUAUUCGGAUUUAUUUUUGGCUUUUUACCCUUUAGAGAUUUUGAUCGACUUGUAUUUGGGAGGUAUAUGAAGAUUUUUUGCUACUUUGAUAGUUCUUGCAGUUGCUCGAUCAUAUCUUUAUCAGAGUAAUUAGGUUUAUGUUUUUUAACAUCA